AUGUCCCAUCCGACUUCCUCGCCGGACGUAUACCUUCGGAGACCACACAUAGAGAGCGCCCCAUCGUCCUCUGCGUCUUUGCAGUCUCUGAGUAAACAGGAGAAAUACAGGAUUGGUUCCCGUACAGUGCCCCAGUCCCUCGUCAAUACCGAACAUGUGAAGGCCCACCUUGGUCUGCUAGCCGCCUUCAAGGAGUUAAGGCAGAGGGUCGAGACAUGCCCAGAUGACUACUUACCGGAUAUCGCCCAAUUCCUCGACGGCUCGCAGCGAUGGGCCUGGUUCCACCGUUGGGUGAAAUACGUUAAGCGCACCGAACUUGCCACAUGGGUGACGGAGGAGGCACCACCUCUAGAUGUUCUGAUGAUGUGGCAUGCUUACAUGCUCAAUCCUACGUGGUACGCUGAAGACUGCGAUCGCAUCGCUGUGUUAGGGACGUUGAGGCUACUCAACAGCUAUUUCAUGCCGGCUGUGAUACUCAUGGGCGACCUGACACUUUAUGAGCCCUGUGAAGAGCGAACGCUCACCUGGUUCGAGCAAACGGACACGCCAUUCGACCCUCUGGCCUCUAUGAGCUGCUUGCUGCACCGCGCUACUCGCUGCCCUGGAUGCGGAAGAUUGAAUGACGUUCCGUUUCUCAACGAAGAUGGCUCUGGCUACCUACAGCGGAGUUUCCGCUAUAUGUGUAUAUGUGGUCUAUCUAUAACCAAGACCGCGCUCGCCAUGGACAAGUUCGCAGAUGAUCUCGUUGCGAAUCAUCGCUCGAACCCGAGGCAACCCAGUGUAUACCUUGCUGGCACACUCCACACUCGAACUAACCCCAGAGACUGGAGCCGCGCCGGGGAGAUCAAGAAUAGACUCGCCUUUCACGACUCGCUCCGCGCUGUUUCUAAGAUGUUGCGCACCGAGUGGAAGCACUCGAUCAAGGAGAAAUUUGGUUAUUCCAUCUCAAAUCUUCCACAAAUGCUAGUAUUGAGCAGAACAAUGAACGCUUACACGGACGACAGGCCAUUCUCCGUCGACCUUGUUGCCGCGGUUCUCCGGCAAGGCACGUUCAUUGAUGCGAUGGACAGCUUGGGGUGGUUGACGCCAGGAUACUUCGACGACAACCAAAACGCGGUUCUCUUGACCCAUGCGCUCGCGCGCUAUCACGCGUUCCUCGACCUGCUAUCCUCUGCGUCAUCCCCCUUUUUUGUGCCCACGCUCGACAUAGACAUCGUAUGGCAUACACAUCAACUGAAGGGUGAUGAGUACACGAAGGAAAGCAAGGAAUUCGUCGGAUGGUAUGUCGACCACGAUGACAGGGUAGAGGAGAUCUACCUCGCAAAUGGCCUCGACGAGACAUGCCAUGCAUGGCAGGAACGCUUCGGCAUGCCCUACAUGCACUGCGGCUGUCCGCUCCCAGACGAAAAGAUGAGCAGCAAGCUCCAUCAAAUCACCCGCCGCCUCGGGUCGUCCAAGAUCCGCACCCGCGCCACGCACGCGAGUGAACACGACGCCGUGCGCGCGCGCCGCAACCACCCCGCGUACUUCACCGACCCGCACGAGGCCCGAGCGCUGGAGCUACGGCGGCGGCGGGAGCGCGACGGGCGGCGGGUGCUGGAGGGCAAGAUGGACGAGGAGCUGUACCGCCGGGGACAGAUGCACAUCAGCACGUAUCUCAUGCCGUUGCCCGGCGCACAGGUAGGCCCGGGGCCGUCUGAGCAAUGGGCUGCACCGUGUGUCGUGACGUUCCCCGGGGCUUUUGGGACGACGGGGGUGGGAGCGUGCAUCGCGGGUGUUAACCACUAUGUGUGA
Fomitopsis serialis is the source of this 1794-nucleotide messenger RNA. RefSeq lists its product as uncharacterized. NCBI's taxonomy places the organism in Eukaryota, Fungi, Basidiomycota, Agaricomycetes, Polyporales, Fomitopsidaceae. Bases 1 to 1794 code for a protein of 597 amino acids. The transcript is spliced from 14 exons. The record is from RefSeq and is a predicted model, not a curated record.